Messenger RNA from Rhinocladiella mackenziei CBS 650.93, 1278 nucleotides. RefSeq lists its product as uncharacterized. Gene Ontology annotation, biological process: phospholipid biosynthetic process. Gene Ontology annotation, molecular function: phosphotransferase activity, for other substituted phosphate groups. The record is from RefSeq and is a predicted model, not a curated record. The transcript is spliced from 2 exons. Gene Ontology annotation, cellular component: membrane. Lineage: Eukaryota; Fungi; Ascomycota; Eurotiomycetes; Chaetothyriales; Herpotrichiellaceae. The coding region runs from base 1 to 1278 and encodes 425 amino acids.
AUGGCCCAUUUGAAAACCUACAAAUACCAAAGCGUGGACAAAUCUUUCGUUUCCAACUAUAUCCUUCGACACUAUGUGGGUCUUCCCGGGUUUCUGUCGGGCCCUGGACGCAACCAACUCACGUUUUCUCAGUGGAAUGCCGCGGUCAAGCUGCUGCCCAUGUGGCUAGCUCCCAACAUGGUUACGCUCUUGGGAUUUUUCUGCAUCUUGAUCAACAUUCUGUUCCUGCAGAUCUUCAUACCCGAUCUCGUCGGCCCCGGUCCAACAUGGCUGUACUACAGCUUCGCACUGGGUCUAUGGAUGUACUCGACGAUGGACAACAUCGACGGCAAACAGGCGCGGCGGACAGGCACUUCCAGUGGACUCGGAGAGCUUUUCGACCACGGCAUUGACUCCUUGAACUGCACCCUCGGAAGUCUCUGCGAAACGGCCGCCAUGGGGCUGGGUCCUAGCAAAACUGGCGCCUUCACCGCUCUCGUCCCUUGUCUGCCCAUGUUUUUUUCGACCUGGGAGACGUACCACACUCAUACACUUUACCUGGGUGCCUUCAACGGGCCGACCGAAGGACUCAUCCUAGCAUGCUCCGUGAUGGUCAUCUCCGGCUACCUCGGACCUCAGAUCUGGCGAUACCGUGUCGCCGACUAUGUAGGAUACGAGGGGAUUUUGGAGGACCUGACCUUCCGCGACUUCUGGGUCCCCAUUAUCCUCUUGGCCUUCUUCACCGCCCACCUCCCUGCAUGCAUCUACCACGUCGCCCAGGCGAGGCAACGCAACAAUCUGCCCAUCUGGCCCGUCUUCUUCGAAUGGAUUCCCAUGAUCGUCUUCACCGGCUCGUGCGCCGCGUGGGUCGGAUCCCCAUACUCGAUUCUCCUCCGCGAGAACCACCUGGUCAUCUUCUGCUUGACCAUGUCCUUCGUCUUCGGCCGGCUGACGACGAAAAUCAUCCUGCACCACUUGACCCGCCAGCCGUUUCCAUACUUUACCGUCUCUCUUGUCCCACUGACUGUCGGCGGCAUUAUGGCUUGGCUACCCUAUUUCGGCUUCGACUCUGUCCCCGCGACUUUUGAAAGAUGGUACAUUUACAGCUACUUCGCUUUCGCCAUGACGCAAUACUUCGUCUGGGCCGUGCGUGUGAUCAAUCGCAUCUGCAAGAUCUUAGACAUCAACUGCCUGACCAUCAAGAAAAAGAAGACCGAUCCAAAAGAGGCCUCCCCCUUCGCGAAAGAGUCGAAAUCUACACCUAAUGGCGACGUCCGGACGACCAAGAAAGAGCUCUAG